Nilaparvata lugens (brown planthopper) is the source of this 1882-nucleotide messenger RNA. RefSeq lists its product as uncharacterized. The transcript has 4 exons. Gene Ontology annotation, biological process: regulation of synaptic transmission, cholinergic; sleep; positive regulation of voltage-gated potassium channel activity. Lineage: Eukaryota; Metazoa; Arthropoda; Insecta; Hemiptera; Delphacidae. Bases 264 to 731 code for a protein of 155 amino acids. The record is from RefSeq and is a predicted model, not a curated record.
AUUAUCGUAAUGAAACCAGAUUCAACUUAAUGUUUAGCAAAUUGUUAGUUUCCUAGUCGAAAUUCCCGAUCCCAGUCUAUGUGUUGUGAUGAUGAAGACAACACACUCUUGAAAAGGUUUGGAGAUUGUUAGUGUGGAGUGAAGUGUAUGUGCUAACAGAUCUUUCGUAUCGUUGCGGGAUUCUGUAGUUAUUGAACAGUUCGUGUGAAUAGUGCUGUGAAAUCGUAGGCCCACAAAGACUUCAGUUACGGUAUAGAAGUUGAAUGAAUUUCGAAGAAAUGGAUAGGUUUGCAAGCAUUUCAAAGCUGUUAUUCAUGUUGCUCGCUCUUCAAAUUAUUUUCCUUUCACAAUCAUGCGUGGAAGGUAUCAAGUGCUAUCAAUGCAACUCAAUGACUCACCCCGAAUGCAUCAAUUUGGAGAAAAAUGACACAGACAGUUUCCACUAUCGUGAAUGCGAGGAGGAAAAAGUUUCUGAAAAACAAAUUUUCUGUCGGAAGAUUGUUCAAAAAAUAUUAGAUCGCAAUGGCUUGGUGAGAGUGGUGAGAAAGUGCGGCUGGGUGAAGCACCCGCGACUCGAGUGCUACUCGGCCAACAACAAGGACCACGAGGAGACCGUCUGCCAAUGCUUCCAAGACGGCUGCAAUUCUGCAACCAGCAUUACAGCAUCAGCUGGCGUCAUUCUACUGCAACUAGCAGCUAUCGCGCUCACUGCGUUCCGUUGUCUUUCCUAACAUCAUUCAACCCGGCUCAAAAUAAUUGAAAAACAAUUGCGAUAUACGGGUCUGGUGUAUUGUGAACUCAUUCAACCAAGUUCGGUGUAAUUGGAAGGACAAUAAAAGGUCCUUAAUAUAUGACAUGAAUAUUGUGAACCGCUAAUAUAAUUCCAUUCAUCUUCAGUACCAACUACUUCCUGGACACAAAUACGGUAGUGAUUGAGUAUCCAAUACAGCAGUUCACUUUUUCAAAAGAACUCCCUAAGGAAAAUGAUGCAAAAACAUUUACAAUACAACAAUUGUAUAAAUGAGUAGAAAUACGAUAAUGUUUCUGUAGUGAAGUUUAGUUUUAGUUCAAGUGCUUCAUUACAUAUGUCUUAUCGACUUGGACGUUAUUAUGUAUGUUGGUGUUCCAAUCUUUUGACGUUAUCUUAUGUAUCUUAAGGUACGUACAAAUAUAUGAGCCUCCAACCCGCUCCGCGCACGCUCCACCAUCGUUCCGCCAUCGCUCCGCCCACGUUCCUCACUCGCACCGAUCAUGAACGUUACCGUAGAUGUUAGCUCUUCUCGCGUUCCACUCUUGCUACCCGGUCGAUCAUCAAUCGAUCUGCUCAAGUGACGUUCGAUUGCGGAGCAGAGCGAAAUUCUGUACGCACCUUUAUGAUAUUCAUGGAUCAAGAAAGAUCAUUUCUACCAGGAUCAUCAGUGGAAAAGGCAGCAAAUUAGAAUUUACAUUAGAUAGAAAAGUAUAUUAGAAUAAGAAUUACUAGUGUUAAGGUCAGAUCACUGAAGGAUAGAACUAUGUUAAGAUCUAGUAGCAUUUGAAGAGUAUUUGGAAAUCAUCAUUUUUGGUCUUGAAGAGAGAGAGAGAGACCUUUAUGAAAUGAUGAGUUGUGAUUUACAUGUACGAUCAUCUAUCAUAUAACUUAACUAUCUUGCAGCUAAUCUAUCAUGUAACUGACGUAUACUGUAACAAUAUCUUAUCAUUCUCUCCAUUUAUCACGUUCAAGGUCAAUAAGGCUUAUAUAGACAUCACAAGCAGAACAAAUAUGGAAAAUCUCUAUGUUGUUUGGGACUAACUUUUUGGAGAGGAGAACGUGAUAACAAGACCCUCGUACUUAAGUGUGUACAAAAUAAACAAUAAACAAUUGCAAUUAGGUGCAUACAAA